Messenger RNA from Fonsecaea multimorphosa CBS 102226, 1413 nucleotides. RefSeq lists its product as uncharacterized. The transcript has 2 exons. Bases 1 to 1413 code for a protein of 470 amino acids. Lineage: Eukaryota; Fungi; Ascomycota; Eurotiomycetes; Chaetothyriales; Herpotrichiellaceae. Gene Ontology annotation, biological process: L-phenylalanine catabolic process. The record is from RefSeq and is a predicted model, not a curated record. Gene Ontology annotation, cellular component: cytoplasm. Gene Ontology annotation, molecular function: homogentisate 1,2-dioxygenase activity.
AUGCCAUUCUCGAAGUUCAAGACCUCUGAAAAAUACAGAUAUAACACUGGUUUCGGAUCCUAUCAAGAGUCUGAAGCCAUCGAGGGUGCUCUGCCUAUUGGGCAAAAUACACCCCAACGUCCGGCAUUUGGCCUGUACACCGAAAAGAUAUCUGGCAGUGCUUUCCAAGCGGCGCGGCCGGAAAAUCAGCAGACCUGGCUGUAUCGCAUUGUCCCCGCGGCGGCUCAUGAGCCAUUCGAGCCUGAGCGCCUGCUGGAUGGCGAGGUGGCUACCAACUACAAUGCGUAUCAGAAUCUAGUGCAUGUGCCGACUCAGGUCCGUUGGGAUCCGUUUGACAUGGACGAGAAAGCAGACUGGGUGCAUUCCAUGCGCCUGCUUUGUGCCGCCGGAGACGUGUCGGCCAAAUCUGGCAUGGGCUACUUCAUUUUCACGGCUGGACAGUCCAUGGAUCUCAAGACUGCAUUCUCGUCGGCAGAUGGCGAGCUGCUGAUCAUCUUGCAGACGGGCGUCCUCGAUAUCAAGACCGAGUUGGGCCAUCUGUUGGUGCGACCGCUGGAGAUUUGUGUUAUUCCACGCGGCAUCAAAUACCACGUCUCCCUGCCUGAAGGGCCUGUCCGGGGCUAUGCGCUCGAACUACAUCAGGGGGUGUUCACUCUGCCAAACCUCGGCCCUCUGGGAUCCUUUGGCUGCGCCAAUGCAAGAGACUUUCAGAUCCCAGUUGCUUCAUAUAAGGACGACACAGACACCGAGUACCGAGUGAUAGCCAAAUUCAACGGACAACUCUUCGAGGCCAAGCAGGACCACUCACCCUUCGAUGUUGUCGCCUGGCACGGGACGUACUUCCCAUACAAGUACGACCUUGGUCGCUUCAUGACCGUCGGGAGUAUCUCCUAUGACCAUCCGGACCCGUCGAUUUUCACCCUGCUGGCUUCGUCCGAAGGGGUGGUGGAACUCGCCAUUUUCCCGCCGCGCUGGCUCGUCAUGGAAAACACAUUUCGCCCCCCUUGGUACCACCGCAACACGAUGGCUGAAUUCAUGGGUCUCAUUCAAGGCGAAUACGACGCCAGGACCGACGGCGGGUUUCGGCCCGGAGGAGCCAGUCUGCACAACGUGAUGGUCGGCCAUGGCCCGGACAGCGAAACGCACGCACGUGCGUCUGACAUGGAAUUGGUUCCGCAGAAAGUCGGCGAGGGCAGCAUGGCCUUUGUGCUGGAGUCGAAUAUGAUCCUAGGCUUGAGUGACUGGGCCUGGUCGCAGUCGACCAAGAGACAAAUGAACUACAACGCCCGCACGUGGCUCGGACUCAGGAAGCAUUUCCAGAAACCCAAGGGUGCGAAGGAGAACUCACCCUUCCUCGCCCCGAGGUCUAUAUCGCAUGGCAAUGGAAGCGAGGCAAGAGUUAACGGUCAUUGA